AUGUCAAAGCGGAUUCGCCUAGGAAUCGUCGGCCUUUCGGCUGACCCCAGUCAUUGCACCAACUACAUUCACAAGAUUCCCUUGACAACAACACCUUUGAAAGAAAAAUAUGAGAUUACGGCAGUAUCUAUGUCAUCCCCAGAGAAGGCCGAGGCGGCAGCCAUUGCGCACGGCCUACCGCGAGAGAGAGGAUAUCAUAGUGUGGAGUCACUAGCCAAAGACCCUGAUGUGGACCUGGUCGUCGUCUCGGUCAAAGUUCCUCGCCGCGCGGAGUUGGCUAUGGCUGCUAUCGAGGCUGGUAAAGAUGUCUAUGUUGAAUGGCCAUUUGCCUCGAAUUUGGCCGCGGCCGAAGCGUUGGCACAGCGUGCGCGCGAACGGCAAGUGAAGAGCAUGGUAGGCUUGCCCACGAGGCUGGCACCGCAGGUCUUGAAGAUGAAAGAGAUUCUUCGGUCCGGAUCCCUGGGACGCAUCCUGGCCACCAAUCUACUCGUGACAGACGACCUGUUUCUGAAAUUCCAUGCCGACAAAAGACAUUCUCACGAUAAGACGAAUGGAGCGAAUAUUGUCACAAUUGCCGGUGGUCACUUACUCGAUGCCAUGGCCUUCCUCCUGGGCGAGUUCACCACCCUCCAUGCACACACUAGCAUGUUGUUCCCAAAGCCUGUCUUGUGCGAUACCGACGGCAACCUCAAGACUGGUCAGUUCAAUGAUUCUCCAGACACCUUCACUAUGCACGGUAAGAUUGGCAUUUCUGAGGUUCCGGUGUCGGUGUGCAUGUAUUCACAUCCCCCGACUACUCCAAAUCUCUUUCAAUGGGUUAUCACCGGUGAGAAAGGAUCGUUGAAGAUGGAGGGACCAAGUUUGAUGAUUCACGCCAUUCCUCCAAAGCUAAUGAUGACCUCCUUUGGGUCGGAGACUGUCUGCUGGGAGGAGAUCUCCCUAGAGAACACCAUAGUGUCAGGGGCAGAAUAUCAGGCUUGGUUGGACAACGACACUGAGCGGAUCGUAACCCUAGAUGAAGCUGUGGUUCGGUAUCGCAUGGUGGACGCCAUCUUGAGAAGUGCCGAGUCCGGGCAGUGCACGUCAUACCGCUACGACUAG
Messenger RNA from Aspergillus oryzae RIB40, 1101 nucleotides. RefSeq names its product Gfo/Idh/MocA family protein. The record is from RefSeq and is a predicted model, not a curated record. The transcript is spliced from 3 exons. The coding region runs from base 1 to 1101 and encodes 366 amino acids. Gene Ontology annotation, molecular function: nucleotide binding. Lineage: Eukaryota; Fungi; Ascomycota; Eurotiomycetes; Eurotiales; Aspergillaceae.